UUGCUUAUAAAACAGCUCUUUCUAGCAUCAGAGCUCCUCAAUAUUCCAUCACAAUCGUUGCAUUUCCCUCCCCCGUUCUGUUUUCUCUGUUUUCUUCCUCAAAAGAAUCAACCCAAUAGAGAGAUUGAGAAAAGAAAAGAAACCCACCAACCCUCUUUUAUGUUAUCGGAAAUUGGUGGUGAGGGGUUGCAAAAUGUUCAGAAUGUCAAGAACUUUGGUGCUGUUUUUGGGUUUGCUUUUGUGGGUCUGUUCUUCUGGAUUGGCUUCCGUGACUUAUGACCACAAGGCCAUCAUCAUCAAUGGCCGGAGAAGAAUUUUGAUUUCCGGGUCCAUUCAUUACCCAAGAAGCACACCCCAGAUGUGGCCAGACCUUAUACAGAAGGCCAAAGAUGGAGGGUUGGAUGUUAUAGAGACUUAUGUUUUCUGGAAUGGCCAUGAGCCUUCUCCUGGCAAGUAUUAUUUUGAGGAUAGAUACGACUUGGUGAGAUUUUUGAAGCUGGUUCAACAAGCAGGCUUGUAUGUUCAUCUUCGGAUUGGUCCAUAUGUCUGUGCUGAAUGGAACUUCGGUGGAUUUCCUGUUUGGUUAAAGUAUGUUCCUGGGAUUGCCUUUAGGACAGACAAUGGACCCUUCAAGGCGGCUAUGCAAAAAUUCACUGAGAAGAUUGUCAGUAUGAUGAAGGGGCAGAGGCUAUAUCAAAGCCAGGGAGGACCCAUUAUUCUAUCUCAGAUCGAGAAUGAAUAUGGACCAAUGGAGUCGGGAAUUGGUGCCCCUAGUAAAUCCUACACCAAAUGGGCUGCUCAAAUGGCAGUAGGUCUCGACACUGGGGUCCCAUGGGUGAUGUGCAAGCAAGAAGAUGCCCCUGACCCUGUGAUUGACACCUGCAAUGGAUUUUACUGUGAAACCUUCAAACCGAACCAGAUUUAUAAACCCAAAAUUUGGACUGAAGCCUGGAGUGGUUGGUACACAGCGUUUGGUGGCCCAGUUCCUUACAGGCCAGCUGAAGACUUGGCCUUUUCAGUUGCUAGAUUCAUACAAAGUGGUGGUUCAUUAGUUAAUUAUUAUAUGUACCAUGGAGGAACAAACUUCGGCCGAACAGCUGGAGGGCCUUUCAUCGCCACUAGCUAUGACUAUGAUGCUCCAAUCGAUGAAUACGGUCUAUUAAGGGAACCAAAAUGGGGACAUCUGAGAGAUUUGCACAAAGCCAUCAAGUUGUGCGAGCCUGCUUUAGUUUCAGUUGAUCCCUCAGUGACAUCGUUGGGAAGCAAUCAAGAGGCUCAUGUCUUCAAGACAAGGUCUGGAGCAUGUGCUGCUUUUCUAGCAAAUUAUGACACCUCAACUUCUGCAAGAGUCAGCUUUGGAAAUGCUCAAUAUGACCUACCACCUUGGUCCAUCAGCAUCCUCCCUGACUGCAAGUCUGCCUUUUUCAACACUGCAAAAAUUGGGGUUCGAAGUUCGCAGAUUAAGAUGACGCCGAUUUCUUCAUUUUCGUGGCUUUCAUACAAUGAAGAAACUGCCUCUGCUUAUGCUGAUGAUACAACAACCAUGGCUGGAUUAUUGGAGCAAAUAAGCAUCACCAGGGAUGAAACAGAUUAUCUAUGGUACAUGACAGAUAUAAGGAUCGAUCCGAAUGAAGGCUUCCUAAAGAGUGGUCAAUGGCCUCUUCUCACCAUCUUUUCAGCAGGCCAUGCACUACAUGUUUUCAUCAAUGGUCAACUAGCUGGAACUGUAUAUGGGGGAAUGGAGAAUUCUAAAUUAACAUUAAGUAAAUACGUUAAUCUAAGGGCAGGAGUCAACAAGCUUUCCAUGCUAAGUGUUGCUGUUGGUCUCCCGAAUGGCGGCCCGCAUUAUGAGACUUGGAAUACUGGAAUUUUAGGCCCCGUCACGUUGAAGGGGCUAAACGAGGGUACUAGAGACAUGUCUGGAUAUAAAUGGUCUUACAAGGUUGGCUUGAAGGGAGAAGCCUUAAAUCUUCAUACUGUUAGUGGAAGUAGUUCUGUUGAAUGGGUGAAAGGUUCAUUGGUGGCUCAAAAACAACCCCUCACAUGGUACAAGACAACUUUCGAUGCCCCGGGAGGCAAUGAACCAUUAGCUUUAGAUAUGAGCAGCAUGGGUAAAGGUCAAAUGUGGGUUAAUGGUCAGAGCAUCGGGCGCCAUUGGCCUGCAUACAUCGCACGCGGCAGUUGUGGCAAAUGCAACUAUGCUGGAAUCUUUGACGAGAAGAAAUGUCAUUCGAACUGUGGAGAACCCUCUCAAAAAUGGUAUCAUGUUCCUCGCGCUUGGUUGAACCCGAGCGGCAACGUAUUGGUAGUUUUUGAAGAAUGGGGUGGCAACCCUCAAGGGAUUUCUUUGGUUAAGAGAUCAGUAUCCUGAUAACACCAAGAAGCUUGCACUUGAGGCUGGUUGCAACUAUUCUCAACCAUGCCUCACAUUUCUCUUCAGUUUCACCAAAUGCACCGGUAGAUUUCUCAAAUUAUAGUUCAUCUUCAGUUGCAUAAGCGCUUGUCAAACUCAGGCCAGUAGCAGAUGUAUCGGGUCGAAGAUCCACGUAUUGUUCGAAUUCGCAAGAGAAUAAGUGGAGAAGAAUACCAAAACCAAACACCAUUUUUAUGUCAAAUGUAGAUAGUGAAGAAGUUUGCUAUGUACAUAGAAAGAAAAGCUAUUCUUGGGUUCAAAACUUUGAUCCCAAAUUCAAACCCAGAUUUAUUUAUUUGGGACUUAUGUAACGAGUCGAUCAUCGGUCGAGGGUCGAGGUUGUAAUGCUUGAAUAGAAUACAAAUGUUCAGGCACAAUACAUAAUCAUUAUACUUUUACUUUUCAUAGCAAUGUAAUGACUUCAAAGUGGCAAUAAUGUGUUUCCCAUGA
Messenger RNA from Momordica charantia (bitter melon), 2863 nucleotides. Its product is annotated as beta-galactosidase. Gene Ontology annotation, molecular function: hydrolase activity, hydrolyzing O-glycosyl compounds. NCBI's taxonomy places the organism in Eukaryota, Viridiplantae, Streptophyta, Magnoliopsida, Cucurbitales, Cucurbitaceae. The record is from RefSeq and is a predicted model, not a curated record. Gene Ontology annotation, biological process: carbohydrate metabolic process.